Messenger RNA from Carica papaya (papaya), 2643 nucleotides. The record is from RefSeq and is a predicted model, not a curated record. Lineage: Eukaryota; Viridiplantae; Streptophyta; Magnoliopsida; Brassicales; Caricaceae.
UAAAAAAUAAAAAAAGAAAAGAAAAACUCUAGCAGAAAAGAAAUAUCAUUCGCUCUUACUACACUAUUUGGACAAGUGUGUUUCCCAUAGGUGGAGCUGUCAGAAGGGGAAGAGCCAAAACUUCCGCCUCUUCAGUCAAUCCGAACGAAUCAGUGGAUUAGUCAGGAAGAUGCUGAUGGCUUUGGGCCACGCUCUAAUUGUUGACUGCUCGGGCGAGCAUUUGAAAGGAGCAGCAGUGGCUUCCGUCGUGGACCAAAGCUGCUUCGCAUGAUUGCCGACUACGUGUUCGACAUAAUGCCGUUUCUCCACGUCAAGAUGUCGGCAGUUGACACCCACGGAAAAUGUUGAAGUGAAAAUCAAUCUAUGGAGAAUCAGUUGAAGUCAGAAACUACCAGCUCAUACGGUUACUCAUGUGUUCGACCAACUGCCCCACUGAAAACUAUGGAGAUGACCGCAGUAUCUACAUGGAAUUAGCAAGAAACAUCAAGCCCACAAAAGAAUAGUAAUGAAAGAGGAUCCGCUCUGAGUUAAUAUAACCCACGAAUUGCGCAUUGAGUGAGUCCCACGUACAAGUAACAGUGACGCACUACGCAAGGAGGGAUGCUGCACGCAACCUGUUUCGCUCCCUCACUCAGUAGAGCGACUUCUCCAUUCUUAUCGUUAAUGUUCAAGUUUCCAUUGCAGUUAUUUCCCCGCAAUAGCCGUCGCCUGUUUCUCCGCCAUAGUUAUCGAUCUUCGGUUGCUUCUUCAGCCACGUGGGUCCAUCGCUUUCCCAUGGACGGACGUGCCCAUCUGUGUACCGCAGCUAUAGCUGCUAAGAAAUUUGCCGUACCCGCGUCCGAUCAAAUUUCCAACAAGGCAAAGAAGAAAGCAAGGCGAGAAUCUCCUGAGGGAGUGCUGAGGUACAAACUGGAUAUGUGCUCGAAGCACGGAGACCUCGUUGAGGCCCUUCACCUAUACGAUGAGGCACGGAGGGAGGGAGUACAACUUAGCCAGUACCAUUACAAUGUAAUACUCUACUUGUGCUCUUCGGGUGGUUCUUCCGUUGAAGUAAGUGGAGAUUGGGAUGGUGAAAAGGACUCGGUUUUGGGGCUUAAGAGGGGCUUUGACAUUUUCGGACAGAUGGUUGCGGAUAAAGUUGCUCCUAAUGAGGCUACAUUUACGAGUAUAGCGAGGCUGGCUGUUGCAAUGGACGAUCCAGAUAAAGCAUUUGAUUUAGUGAAGCAGAUGACAAGUUUCGGUAUCCCACCAAAACUGAGGUCAUAUGGACCAGCCCUCUUUGGUUUCUGUAAGAAGGGGAAGGUUGAUAAUGCUUAUGAAGUUGAUGCUCACAUGGUUGAAGCUGGAGUAAUGGCAGAAGAACCAGAACUUUCUGCUCUUCUGAAAGUUAGUGCUGACGGAAAGAAGGCAGACAAAGUGUAUGAGAUGUUGCAACGGCUGCGAGCCACUGUAAGGCAGGUCUCUGAAUCAACUGCUGAGAUUGUUGAAGAUUGGUUUAAAUCUGAUGAUGCUGCAACAGUUGGUGUGGAUAAUUGGGAUGAAAACUUGGUAAAGGAGGGAAUUGUAAAGGGAGGAGGAGGGUGGCACGGGCAGGGGUGGCUAGGGACUGGCAAAUGGAACGUUGUCAGAACUCAGAUGAAUGAGAAGGGUGUAUGCCGUUCUUGUGGUGAAAAGCUUGGUUGUAUUGAUAUCAACCCAACAGAGACCGAAAAUUUUGCUACCUCAUUAACAAAUUUGGCUUGCCAAAGAGAGGUCAGGGCUGACUUUACUUGCUUCCAGGAGUGGCUGGAAACACAUGGUCCAUUUGAUGCUGUUAUAGAUGGUGCUAAUGUUGGCCUUAUUAAUCAACAUACUCUCAGCUUUAACCAGCUUAAUAACGUGGUCAAUCAAUUACGUGAAAUGAGCCCAUCAAAGAGAUUGCCACUUGUUAUUUUGCAUAAAAGUCGUGCAACUGGAGGUCCUGCUCAGAAGCCUAAAAACAAGUACUUGUUAGAAAGCUGGAAAAAGUCUGGUGCACUAUAUGCUACUCCUCCUGGUUCAAAUGAUGAUUGGUAUUGGCUAUACGCCUCUGUUAGUUGCAAGUGUUUAUUGGUUACAAAUGAUGAAAUGAGGGACCACUUGUUCCAGUUGCUAGGGACUAGUUUUUUCCCAAGAUGGAAGGAAAAACAUCAGAUUCGACUGUCGGUCUCAAGGAAUGGACUUAAACUCCACAUGCCUCCCCCUUAUUCAAUUGUUAUUCAGGAAUCAGAAAAUGGUAGUUGGCAUGUGCCAACCACCACCAGGGAUGAUCUUCAGACAUCCAGGCAAUGGUUAUGUGCCACCAGAACCAGGUUGAGAUAAUUGGUUUUUGGCUAAUCUGGCAGAGGAAUGGGAAGAGAGAGCCUGGCCAUGAGAGGCAGGAGUAAAGAAAGGUGAUAUCUUUAUACUAUUUGCUGUGUAUGCUUUAUACUCAUUGGCAAUUUAAGGUCCUGAAAUAACUUUUGGUGUAACUUCUGUGUUACUUGCAUUUGUUUAAUUUAUAAAAGGGUCAAUUAAUUUAAUUAUACUUUGUAUUAUGUUUAGAACAAAUUUAAAAAUCUCGUGAAAUUUGUGUGUAUCUCAUCUAGAAUAUAAUGUAAAAUUGGAGAAUGUAAUUUAAAUUCU